Molecule: messenger RNA, 7862 nt
Organism: Colossoma macropomum (tambaqui)
Lineage: Eukaryota; Metazoa; Chordata; Actinopteri; Characiformes; Serrasalmidae
Product: AT-rich interactive domain-containing protein 3B-like
Exons: 9
Coding region: 348-2153 (601 amino acids)
Biological process (GO): regulation of transcription by RNA polymerase II
Cellular component (GO): nucleus
Molecular function (GO): DNA binding
Source: RefSeq, a predicted model, not a curated record
AGAAAAGCGAGCGCAGGGAGUUGUAAGCUGAAGGCUACGCGCUCGCGCUCGUCUCGUUUCCGUCCUCCCUCGCUCUUUCUCUACCUCUCUCACUCCCUCUCUCUCCGUUCGUAGCGGAGAGCCGACCUUCGAGUGCACGAGCGUCGCUGUGUUUUUUUUGUUUUUCUUUUUAUUUGUAUUUUUGUCGCUACGGAGUAGCUUUGCUGGCACGCACGCGCGCUCACUGCACGCUUUGCUCGCUCUCUCUCUCUCGCUCUCUCUCUCGCGUUUGUUGGCGGAGCGAUUGCUGAGCGCGUGCACGAGCAGCAGGAGUAACAGAAGAGAGGAGCGCGAGGAAGAAGGGAGGGAUGGUGGAUAACUCGAGCAGCAGCAGCAGGGCACAAAUGGAGGGCAGUUUGGGGGGCGGUGGUUACCCUCAGGGGGGCAUAGCGGGAGUGAAGCUGGAGGCCGUGAUGGAGCAGCUGCAGAGGCAGCAGCAGGCGCGGCUGGAGAUGGAGCGCAAGGAGCGGCGACUCCGCGAGGCCCACAUCAUGUACGCCCAACAGGUGGCCGCCCAGCAGGCCAUUCUGGCCGCGGCCAGAGCCUCCGGGGUGGGUCUGGACACCAAGGCCCAGGGGCACACCAGAGCGGACUCGGAACUGGACACCAAGGAAGGGCGAGGCCAGGACUCGGAUGACGAAGAUGAUGAUAACGAUGAUGCUGCUGAUGAUGAUGAUAAUGAGGAGAUGAUGGAGGGGGACGAAGCCAGUGAGGAAGAGGAUGGUGCGGUCAGUGGUUUGGAGUUUUUGAGAAAGCAGACGUUGGCUCUGCAGCAAGGAGCUGCCAGGUUGCAGGGCCAUUCGUUUGGGAGCUACACCGGGACACCAGCUCCAGCACCCAGGACCCAGAGAGAACCAUCACCCCCUGUCCGGGUCAAACAGGAGCCCGAAGAUGGGCUCUCUCCUGUGGAGCCAGCAUCAGCUGCGUCCCCUAAUGGCCAGGCCGACUGGAGCUAUGAAGACAACUUCAAACAGAAUGGAGUUGGUGCGUGGGGGGAGGAGUCGGACAGCAGCAGAGGAAGAGGAGAGGCAUCCAGAGAUUUUGCCAAGUUGUAUGAGCUGGACAAUGACCCCAACAGAAAAGAGUUCCUGGACGAUCUCUUUACUUUCAUGCAGAAGAGAGGAACUCCAGUAAACAGAAUCCCCAUCAUGGCCAAGCAGGUGCUGGAUCUGUACAUGCUGUAUAAGCUGGUGACGGAGAAGGGGGGUCUGGUGGAAGUCAUCAACAAGAAGAUCUGGAGAGAAAUCACCAAGGGCCUCAAUCUCCCCACCUCCAUAACCAGCGCAGCCUUCACCCUCCGCACACAGUAUAUGAAGUAUCUGUACCCGUACGAAUGCGCUCGGAAAGGGCUGAGUUCGCCCAACGAGCUGCAGGCCGCCAUCGACAGCAACCGGCGCGAGGGCCGCCGACCCAGCUACAGCAGCAGCGGCCUGUUCCGCUUUAGCCCCUCCCCCAGCACCGCAUCACACAUCCUAUCACCUCCCAAGAUGCACCUGGCAGCGCUGGGCGCCGGGCCUGGAGCCGCGGGGGCGCUGAACGGCCUGCAGGGCUCCCCGGGACCAUCCAUCAAGAAGGGGCUCGAAGAUGCCUCCCCGUCUCUGCUGGCAGCACGGGCCCCCUCCUUGGCGCUGGCUCUGGGGCCGCAGCAGGUGGCCGGUUUGGCCCGGGCAGCCACUCUGGAGCAGUUGCGGGAGAAGCUGGAGACAGGCGGCGGUGCCGAGGGUCCAGAGAGGAAGAUGGCCCGCCUGGCUGAGGAGCAGCAGAGGCUGAUGCAGCAGGCCUUCCAACACAACCUGCUGGCCAUGGCUUCACAGAUGCCCAUGAACCUGAGACUGGGCAUGCCACCGAGGGAAGACAAGCACGACCUGGCCAUGAGCAUCUCCUCCUCUGGAGCUGCCAGCAUCAGCGUAUCUGUGGAGGUCAAUGGUGUCCUCUACUCAGGAACGCUCUUUGCUCAAAAGUCAGCAACAACUCCAGUGAGUGCAUCCGCUGCAGUGAGUGUGCCUCCCGUGGCACCCAGCGCGGUCUUCAGCUUUCCCAGUCACAGCCCCUCCUCUUCCUCUUCCUCUAAGGGCCCCAGCUCAGCGGAGCCCUCCGCCAGCGGCUCUCCAUAGCCUGGACACAGCCUUCACCCGCUGCCCAGGCUCCAGCCUGCUCCAGGCCAGAACAAAGCAGUCAUGGAUGUUUUGAAAAUCAAACUGUUGCACAACCAGUACCUCAUUUUCCUCCUGUCGGUCUUGGCUGUCUACAUAUGUUCAGAUAUAUUUACCAUACGCGUACAUAGACACAGACCGAAUACUCUAAACGCUAAACACAAUCACGACGUUCAGCCAAAAUCAACUGACAGGCGCUCAUAACAGAACUUGAAGAUUUUUAUUUAGAAAAAGAAAAGUGUUGCUAUUUGUUGUCUUCUGAUUUUUGGGGUGUUUUUUUUUUUGUUUUUGAAUAUUUUUUUUUUCCCUCUUGAGUUUUUCCGCUUAUGACAUACCUCAAAUCAAGCAAUCCGCUGUGAUUGAAUAUUACAAGAAUAUCUUUACCUCAGGAGUUUGUUAGUAAAUACUUUAGCUGGAUGAAUUUUAUUUUUUAUAAUGUAUUUGAAUUUGUCAGAAUCAGGAAAAGAGGUGAUCUUCCCAGAAAGGGGCCUCACACGCUUUUGUUGCUAUGCAUUCACUUUUCUCUCGUUGCCGUGACGAUGCUCAUUUGGAUGAGAGGUCAGAGAGAAGGAAAGGACGUUCUGAUCACCGAGAUGUCCCAACUGCAAACGGAGCCAAAUCGUGAGCUUGAAUUCAAUGCAACCGGACGUUCGUGAAAAGCUUUCAAAGUUCUUGACCUCAGUGACCUCAUUGCCUUGUCCGUUCGCUCUGAAUGGCUUGGACAUCACCAUAACCUGCAAAUACCUCACAUACAUCCCUCUCACUAACCAAACCAAUGGCAGCUUUGAAGGUCGUAGCAGUUCCGAUACUUUUGUGUCGUCUUUUCAGGAGCAAACUCAGUAUUUCUGACCAACAGACUGUUUAUUGCCUCUCCCACUCUAAAGACCCGGUUUAUACCCAGCUCAGUACUGUACGAUUCCCAUUUUGGGAAGACGGCUGCUCCAGGUACAGCCCUUUUUCAGUCAGCAAAUGCUGUGUGGCCUUGGGAUUGGGGCAGUAGUUGUUUUGUUUUGGUUUGGGUUAUUUUUUGGAAGCUAUGGAAAAUUCCAGAAAACAAGAAUUCAUUCAGUCUAGUAUGUUAUUUAGUUAUUGGCAAAUAAUUGAGCUAGAUAAGGCCGUUCAAACCCAACCCAAGCAUAGCCCCAACUUCCUAAAUCAGGACAUAAUCAGUUCACACAGUUUUCCAUUUGUAGUCAAGCUGUUUCCUCACUAAGGCAUUUCCACUGUGUACAACCCAGACUAAUGGCUCUUACACAUCGAGCGUGAUGCAAAUAAACGACACAAAAAUGCGCAAAAUUCCAAUUUUUUCCGCAUCAAAACCGUACGCACCUGACGUGGUGAUAUUUUGAGGAAUUUUACUCCGUCAUUCAUGCCAGGAAACAAAACCAAAACGGAUGGGCAGGAUGUCUUCAAGUGCAAGAAGACAUCCUUUGCUCCACACAAAACAAUUGGGAUAUUUUGGGAAUGGGAUGGGAUAUUUUCCAAUUUGGAAACGCAAAAGGAAAUUGGGAGUUUUGCUUCCUCAUUCAGGAGCUAUAAGUGUUCUCGCAUAUCGCUCUGAUAUCCGUAAGUCAGUUUGAGGUGAAGAUGCUAGAAAGUUGUAGUUGCUGGACAGCACUGAUCUGUCAGCUGGUCAAGUGUGUCAGUAGAAGUCCAGAGUGCAAAAAAAAAUUGGUUGCCGUGCGAAAAAUUGCAUUUGGCGUGAAACAUAUCAGUUACAAAGGUGUUCAGAUAAAUUUAUUGACGUACAAAAAAACACACAAAUAAUUUACGCUCGGUGUGUAAAGGCCUUAACUCACCAGAACCUGCACCAACAAUUCAAAGGUGGCUCUGGAACCUCAGCAACUCCGAUAGCAAUCAUAGAAAUCUAAUGGACAUCACUUCCAGAGAGCAUGGAUUGGUCUCAAGCUAUUCAGACGACAGGGGACACGUUGUAAUUCUGUUGUUCGAGUUUUGCAGGGAGCCCUCGAGUCUCUACCUCACAGUCGAACUGUUGUUAUACCACAUCAGGGAAGGGAAAGUCUUCUCAGGAUUUGAGAUGCUGUAACAAACACUUUUUCAAACCACAGUAACCUCUGCCUCCCGUGGUGGGAAGGCAGCUUUCUCAGGAAGUAUUGUGACGUCUUUCAACAAAACAGUUAUACGGAAAUAUGCACAGAACAUGGAUGAGACUGUUUUCCAAAGAAUACCUUAUGCUCUGCGAUGGAGAACUACACUACAUACCUCAUGCUGCCAUGCCAAUGGGACUCAAGCGGGCUGUUCCGGGACUUAAAAGUCCGGAUUGCUCGAUUGGACGGUCUGGAAUGUAAGCAUCAUUCUGGAUUGCUGGAUCGGAAUAUCUGGAAUGCAGGCACCGUUCUGGAUAGUUGGAUCGGAUUAUCCUGGACGUAAGCAUCUUUCCGGAUUGCUGCAUCGGAAUAUCAGGAUCGGAAGCAUAAUUACAGAAUGCUGGACAGGAAUAUCUGGAACAUAAGCUCCAUUUCAGAUUGAUGGAUGGGAAUAUUCAGAACUUUAGCAUGAUUCUGGAUUGCUGGAUCGGAAUAUCAGGUAUGGAAGCAUAAUUAUGGAAUGUUGCACAGCAGCAUUCCUGUCCCGCAUACCGUAAUUAUGCUUUUGUUCCUGAUAUUCCGAUCCAGAUAUGAGAUGGCAUGAUUCCGGAUUGCUAGAUUGGAGUAUCUGGAACUUUAGCACCAUUCCGGACUGCUGGAUCACAAUCUCCUGGCAGAUUUCCGGACUGAUAUGACACGAAUUCUCUCUCUCUCUUUUUCUCUCCCUGUUUAUCUCUGCCUGUCUCUUUGAUCGCCCUUCGUGGGUCACCCUUCGUGGGUCACCCUAGCGACCAUGUAAUGUUCUGCAUUUGUACAAUCAGGUGUGUCUCUGACCUCUUCAUACUGUGACUUACAGCUAGAUUACCAAAGAACAGCUCAGCCUUUUCUGCCUGUUCCUCUGACCCCCCCCCCACCCCCCCCCCACCGUGAAAGAUGCCAAGUCAUACAAUAUUUACCAAAGGUUUAUGACUCGGAGCUGGACGUCUGUACAGUCCAGUGGUUUUCCCUGCUGGAAGUCUGUGCAGUAAAGCUUCAGAAGAGCUUGAUCAUUAGGAACGUGAAGUAUUUGAGCAGGGAAGACUCUACACUGCGCAAGACUGAAGGUUUGAACAGUAGGUGGCUGUUACUCGAUGGUCUGCAAUGGCCUUUUUUCCCUUUAUGACCAGCUACUGACGAAAGACUGGGCUAGUUUUAGUAAAUCCGGAUGAUCCAGGUUUUCCCCAAAUUCAGAUCUAAAUCCUUUUAAAGCAUUUUAAAAGCCUGCUUAAAUUAAAAUGAUGAUUAGAUACUGAAAGGACAUUUACUAGAUCACACCGGCCUCCUCCUCAGUUGAUGUGUACACACAUUAUCAUCGGUAGAACCGCCGUGUGCAAAAGUUUUGGCACCCCCGGUCAAUUGAUGUCUUUUGUCGACGUGAAAAUAAGUUACCACGUCCUCUACGAAAGUGUGAGAACACACUUCUGAUGCUGUUUAUUUGCUGUGUUUGAUAUAUUGGCAAAGAAGAAAGCCUGUGCAAAAGUCAUGGCACAUUUUGGAUUUAGUUUUUUGUUUUUUUUCUUCCAGUAUGUUAAACUCAGCAAAUAAAUAGAAAUUGACCUCAAGGUUUGUGAGAAAAUUGUCAUAAUUAAAUUUAUUCCCAUAAGGGCCAAAUAAUAACAAGACAUUUUCCUUGUUUGAAGUAGUAUGUAAACAUUGUUCAAAGAAUUCAUUGUUUCUGUGAUGUGCAAAUGUGCACCUAUUGAUGAGAGCAGCCAAUCAGAACAGAGCUCAUUUGUAUAAGUCUUAAAGGCACUUGAGCAAAAACAGUCUGAUUAAUUCUAAGGGAUUUAGAGAGGUUGGAAACAUGAAUUAUGACCGUUUUGGGUACAUAAAACCACACAAAUGUUAUAACCAUACCUGAAGGAAAAAAUAUAAUGCAUAAAAAUGUAGGAUGUGGACGCUUUAACUUAUUUUCACGUAAUAGAUUGCAAAAAAAAGUAGUUUGACCAGAUAUAUCAGUAACUUUUACCAUGAAUUUGGUUACAGAUCGAGGCCGACUGAGUGCUUUAGAAUGAAACAGAUGAACUCUCUGGACACACGAGUUAAUGGCAGUCAUUUAAUCUUUUUACGAUUAUUAAAUGAGAUGGUCUUUCAAACAAUUUCAUUCAUCCACUCCAGAUUACACUGUGGUUUAUAAGGGAAGAGCCAAGCGCUGAGUCAGUAGCCACAAAACAUGCCACCUGCUGCCGCACGGAUGCCUCAGCAUGGCAAACCGCCAUGUCGUUCCCUCUCUAAGCUCAGGAAGUGCGUUUUGCCAAACUUCUCUUCAUCCUGAAUUUUUGGCCUCCUUUGUAAGUUUAUCUAAAUCCUUGCUUCUCCAGCUGCUGGGCUUGAAAGUGAUAUUCCAAAAGUGUGCAUGUGCGUUAUUACGAGGCCAGAGUGUUUACUGUAGAGUCAGAUUUCCACAUGAUUACAGUGUAAUACAUCAGCACAGUUCCUGCCGCGAGUAAGCAAGCAUUGUGUCGAUUUGCUGCAGUUUAUUUACCUGCAAGUAACCUUUUAGGUCAGUGUGAACUAAAUAGGAUUUCUGAUGCUAAAACAUCCGACUAGGCUUAAUCCAUGUCCGUGAAACCAGCUGCUUUUUUCAUUUUCCCUUUAAAACAAGCUGCUACACUUUCAGUUAGGUUUACAGACUGCCUUACAGCAGACCGGCCCACGAUGAAGUAUAAACUGUCCUCACAUAACAAAAGGAUAUAGUCUCUGCCUUAAUCUCUGCUCGGAGUUCAGUGUCGGAACCAAAGCUUGUCUCUUUUCAGCUGCUCUUAACAUUGUGACAGAAUUUCAAGAUAAACAGCCCAAUAGAAACUGUGCAGAAUGUCUCAGUAUGAAAUAUUGUUGUGUAAACAAGGUAAGAACAUCUUUCCCUCAGCUGUAAUGUUACUUUUUGGAAAUGCAAAGUUUUGUUCCAACAACGCUGAUAUACAGUAUCAGGCAUAUUUCUUUUCAUUUAAUGGGAAAUGAACAGGAUACACGGUUAAUCACUGCUGAUCAAAGUUUGGAAUCAUGUUUUUGAUGAUGAACAGAGCUGUAGAUGAUUACGUAAUCAUUGAGAAAGCUGUAUCGCUUUGAGAUUUCUAAGUUAUAAUACAGUUACAACAGGUAUUUAUAGUAAUUUUGGGUCAAGAAAUGAAUAUUAAUAGACAAUAAAUACUUUAAAAAAUUCUAUGUAGUUGCUGAGGCUUCUGCUGUCCAAUUUUCUUCCUCUCUUUUUAUAUCAUUUGAGUUUUGGACAGCGAAUGAUGAAAUCUAUAGACAUGCAUUGAUUCGUUACAGAGACCGAUUCGGACUAAAACAACCCACCCCCCAUGGUAACCUUCAAAGAUAAUAAACAUACAGAUAAUGUAAUCAUAGCUGAUAAUAUACAAAUUUAAAUCUAAUUAAAUAGAUAAAUAAUGAUGAGUGGAUAGCGGCCUAAAAGAACACGUCCUGUUAUCAGUCACUAACAGGCAUAGAGGACUCAGGAGGGACGAGAGCAGCAACGAUGAGUGCGUUUACAUACACUUAAUCUGGUUACUGCAGAAAAUCAGAUUUAGGCAGUAAUCUGAUGUACACAUUUACAUGAACUUGGGUAAUCAGAUAAUGG